Molecule: messenger RNA, 1606 nt
Organism: Gossypium raimondii (Peruvian cotton)
Lineage: Eukaryota; Viridiplantae; Streptophyta; Magnoliopsida; Malvales; Malvaceae
Exons: 2
Coding region: 252-980 (242 amino acids)
Source: RefSeq, a predicted model, not a curated record
AAACAGAGGAAGUUCCCUAUGCUUCUAGGUGCCUCUGGCACCAACACCAAAAGCGAUAACGCCACGAGGCACUAUAAAUGGAUGCCACCUCAAUUCAUUCCUACACGUGUCUUCACAAAAUUCUUGUCUUAAUCCAUCUCUUUUCUUCGUCCACCUUUGUCAAUUUCAUAAUCUAAAAUCUCAAGUGUGUUCCCUUUCUUACUCGACCAAACAAAGAAACCACACACCAUAAACCAAGACAAAACAAAGCAAUGAUGCAAUUUAGAUUGGCAACAGCAUCAUCAAGAUCGUAUUUGGCAGUGUUUGCAGCCCAAAAACAGGGUCAGUUCCGAAGAUUUGCCUCUGGAGCAGCCAUUAAAGGAAGAACAGCUGACCCUACUAUUCACUCUGGAGAACUUGAAGCUGGACCUGAUGUUCACAGGGGUGAACCUCAGGGUAUAGAAAAUCAUCCAGAUGACCAUGGAGAGAAAGAACCCAAACCCGGUUCCGAAACGGAUCCGGUAAAACAACCCAAGCUGCCGCAUGAAUCUUCUCCGAGGCUGAAGAGUUCGCCAGUGAAUCAUCCUUUGGAACCCAACGUUCAACAAGGGCGUACGGCUACUAGUGGUGCAGCACUGGACGACGUGAGCUGCGUGGGGAUGGACGGUACGCCUUUGCCGGAGAGCAAAGGGAAGGAGGAAAGGGGAAAGAGAGAGGAAACGAUGGAUGACAAGGAGUAUUUUAAGCAUCACAAGGCUUCCCCGUUGUCGGAGAUAGAGGUGGCGGAUACUCGGAAGCCGAUCACUAGAGCGACGGACGGGACGGCAUCGGAAACGGAACAGAGUAAGGGAGAGAGGAUAGGGUGGAGGGCGGAGCAGCUAGAGACGGCUGAAGAGACGCUGUUGAGGGCUACGAGGAUUUGGAAGGAAAACGCGAUGCGUGGCAUUCCAGAGGCUCCGCAUUCUAGGAGACUCAGAGAACUCCGUGGUGAAUGGUUUUGAUUUGCAAGUGAAGCCCAAGAAAGGGUAAAUAAAUGAAGCUAAUGGCGUUGUUGCCCCCAAAAAACUCUGUAAAAGCUAACGCUGCAAUCGUAAUUUAUGGUUUUCUUGUUUGAAAGGAGAAUAUUGGAUGACGCCUCAUUGAGUAUCAUAGCUCACGACACUUUUAGAUGUAUAACCUCGUUCAGUGGUUAGAUCACGACACUUUCAACCAUUUCUUUGAGUAUCAUAGCUCACGGCUAUGUAUUCGAUUGCCUUCUUAUCGACUUACUUCAUGGAUGGUUAGGCACAAAUACGUAGCCCAUAUAACCGUAGACUUUGAUUUUCCCAAGUUUUUUGUAUGGUGUCAUGAAAUUAAGCUUUGCCUGUGGCACUGGAUCGAUAACAUCAGCAGUUAUUUUCAUAUACUCUACCCAAAAUCGUAGUGGCACAUUCUUUGUAUGUAACAUGCUUUGGUAAGUCUGUCAAGUGUCGGUUCUUCUACUCAACAAUUACAUGUUUUGUGGGGUCGUCUGACAGUGUGGCUAUCUUCGCAUAUUCUUUAGACGUUAUCUGUAUGAAGGCAUCGUAAAUUUCGAUCAAGUUCCUUUUCGACCAUGUCUUUAAUUGCUUUAAACUUCAUUAAAACU